This is a messenger RNA of Pochonia chlamydosporia 170, 1599 nucleotides long. RefSeq names its product sugar transporter. Gene Ontology annotation, cellular component: membrane. The transcript has 2 exons. The record is from RefSeq and is a predicted model, not a curated record. Gene Ontology annotation, biological process: carbohydrate transport; transmembrane transport. The coding region runs from base 1 to 1599 and encodes 532 amino acids. Gene Ontology annotation, molecular function: carbohydrate:proton symporter activity. Lineage: Eukaryota; Fungi; Ascomycota; Sordariomycetes; Hypocreales; Clavicipitaceae.
AUGGCGCCGUCUCAAUCUCAUCAGCAUGGCGCGCUGGCCGACAUGACAAGUGCGCAAGCCAAGGGGUUCUCAUGGCUGUCAAAUGCAGGAAUUGUCAAGCUCAACCUGAUGCUAUUGCUUUUUCAGGUUUCUAGUUACGCGACAGGAUAUGACGGCUCAAUGAUGAAUGGGCUUCAGUCCUUAGAUAACUGGAAGGACUAUUUCAAUGACCCUAGCGCAUCGCAACUUGGCCUACUAAAUGCUAUUCAGAAUGUCGGCCAACUGGUUGCGCUUCCAUUUUGCGCCAUAAGCUGCGACAAAUUUGGCCGUCGUCCCGUGCUGGUGGCCAGUGCCGUCCUUUUGCUCCUCGGAGUUGUGCUUCAAGCUGCUGCACAAAAUACCGGAAUGUUCAUUGCAGCAAGAGGAAUAAUUGGUCUCGGGUUGGCCUUCAAUAUCACUGCGGCACCUCUCCUUCUACUGGAACUUGCAUAUCCCCAGCAACAAGGCCCAGUCGUUGGCAUUUAUAAUAGUUUGUGGAAUUUGGGUGCACUUAGCGCAGCCUGGGUUACUUUUGGAACGUUCCGAAUCGGCAACACCUGGUCUUGGCGAGUCCCUUCACUGCUACAAGGCGCGUCCAGCGUCUUGCAGAUUUGUCUCUGUUGGCUGGUUGAUGAGUCUCCCCGUUGGCUCAUCUCGCAAGAACGAGAUGACGAGGCAAGAAAGCUCAUCACAAAGUAUCAUGCAAAUGGCGACGAUGCUCACCCAAUAGUUGCCUUGGAAAUGGAAGAAAUCCGAGUUGCUUUGCGCCUUGAGGCUGAAUAUAACAAGACCACCUCGUAUCUAUCUUUUUUUAAGACCAAGGGUAAUCGACGGCGAUUCUUCAUCAUUCUUUCAGUCGGCUUCUUCUCGCAGUGGAGCGGCAAUGGACUUAUUUCUUAUUACCUAACUUUGAUUCUCAACUCCAUCGGCUACACAUCUGAGGAUACCCAGACUCUUAUAAAUGCCUUACUAACGGUUUGGAGCAUGGUUUGGAGUCUAUUCUUUUCGGCUGUCAUCAACAAGUUCGGCAGGCGCACCAUGUUUCUCGCGUCAACGGCUGGUUGUCUUGUUGUAUACAUUGUUUGGACGGCGCUUGAGGCCACUUACGAAAAGCAGACGGCCCUGGAUGGUGAAGGUGGUGGUCCUUACGCAAAAGCUGUCCUUGCCAUGAUUUUCCUGUUCAACUUCGCAUACAGCAUAGGCUGGACACCUUUGCAGGUCGCCUAUGUUAUUGAAAUCCUGCCGUUCAACCUUCGUGCCAGGGGACUUGUCCUAUACAACCUAUUUGUGGCUUUGGCACUCAUCUUUAAUCAGUAUGUGAAUCCUAUUGGUGUGGAAAACUCCGGAUGGAAGUACUACAUCAUGUACGACGUUUGGCUAGCGUUUGAGCUCCUUGUCGUGUAUUUUCUUUUUGUUGAGACUGGCUCACUUAGUUUGGAAGAAACGGCAGCGGUUCUCGAUGGAGAGGACUACGGAAAGAGGCUGGAAGCCGAAACGGUUCACAAUGCGGAGAAAUCGGAUGCUUUGGUGUACCAGAUUACCAAUGAAGCAGCAGACAAGAAGGGAGAUGCCGUUGCUUGA